UGAACUUAGGAGUUCGAGGUUGCAGAGAGCUAUGAUUGUGCCACUGCACUUUAGCCUGGGUGACACAGCAAGACCCUGUCUCUUAAAAAAUAAAAAAGUGCAUGAAUUCGGGUCCUCUAAGCAGACACUAGGAUGAGAUUAGACAUGCUAGAAAUUUAGAGGCAACCCUUGUGAAGGACAACACCUGGGAAGGGAGCUGGUGAAGUCAGGAAGAGGCAUGGGCAGUGAUGCAGAUCAGCUCCUGUGAAUGUUUGGGCAGCAAGUCUCCGACUGCAGGGCAGUCCCAACAAAGGUUUGGCCAGGCCCUCAAGCAAACACUGCCUGUUAGAGGAGUCCCAUGUCUCACUAAAUCAUUGCCUAGGAGCAGUGAGGCCACAGAAGGGCUGCGGAAAGUUGUGGCUUCCCCUGGAUAGUGGAUCUAGAGGGACAGCUACUGGAGGCCCUUUAUCAAUUACGUUUUCCCAGCAGGAGAUCUGACUGGCACAUAUGUUACAUGGGUAUGUGGUAAAAAAUUCAAACAGUACAGUAAAAAUCCUCUUUCUCAUCUUAAAUCUUCUCUUGUCCAGUUCUGCUCCCUAGAGAUAACCAUUGGGCUUCUGUGUUGGCAGGGACCCUGGUAGCUAAUGUCAGAAGAAAGUGACUCUCUGAGAACGAGCCCUUCUGUGGCCUCACUCUCUGAAAAUGAGCUGCUGCCACCACCUGAGCCUCCGGGCUACGUGUGCUCACUGACAGAAGAACUGGUCACGAAAGCCCGGGAAGAGCUGCAGGAAAAGCCGGAAUGGAGACUUCGAGAUGUGCAGGCCCUUCGUGACAUGGUGCGGAAGGAGUACCCGAACCUGAGCACUUCCCUUGACGACGCCUUCCUGCUGCGCUUCCUCCGAGCCCGCAAGUUUGAUUACGACCGGGCCCUGCAGCUCCUCAUCAACUACCACAGCUGUAGGAGAAGCUGGCCCGAAGUCUUCAAUAACUUGAAGCCAUCAGCCUUAAAAGAUGUCCUUGCUUCUGGGUUCCUCACCGUGCUGCCCCACACUGACCCCAGGGGCUGCCAUGUCGUCUGCAUCCGCCCAGACAGAUGGAUACCGAGCAACUAUCCAAUUACCGAAAACAUCCGAGCCAUAUACUUGACCUUAGAAAAACUCAUUCAGUCUGAAGAAACCCAGGUGAAUGGAAUUGUAAUUCUUGCAGACUACAAAGGAGUGAGUUUAUCAAAAGCAUCUCACUUUGGCCCUUUUAUAGCCAAAAAGGUGAUUGGCAUCCUCCAGGAUGGUUUCCCCAUUCGGAUAAAAGCAGUCCAUGUUGUGAAUGAACCUCGAAUAUUUAAAGGCAUUUUUGCCAUCAUAAAACCAUUUCUAAAGGAGAAAAUAGCAAACAGAUUCUUCCUCCAUGGGUCUGACUUGAACUCUCUCCACGCAAACCUUCCAAGAAGCAUUCUCCCCAAGGAGUAUGGGGGCACGGCUGGGGAGCUGGACACUGCCACCUGGAAUGCGGUGCUGCUAGCUUCAGAAGACGAUUUUGUGAAAGAGUUCUGCCAACCUGUCCCUGCCUGUGACAGCAUCCUGGGCCAGACGCUGCUGCCUGAGGGCCUGGCCUCAGAUGCACAGUGUGACGACUCCUUGCGAGCUGCGAAGUCACAGCUGUACUCCUGCUACUAGCCCGUCCCCCAGGGUCACCAUCUUUAAUUCUUUUCCUUCUUUUCUUUGGAGAGGCACAAGGAGAAUUUAAGGGGCCAAGGAUUCAGUCUUGCUCCUUGUAAUUAAACUGCAGGAUGGAGGAACAGCCUGUGAAAUAUGAGGGUGAGCCCAUUUUGGGGUAAGCCUUUGGUUACUUGAAUUACUCCAUGGAAGACAUGGAAAAUGUCCCCACUGAUUCUUAAACAUUUGGAAUCCCAGUCUGCAACUAUUAAUCUGGAGGCUGUAUCUGUUUUGUUUUGCUUUUUGGUUGCGGGGUGGUGAUCUGGUUCUUACACAUCUUGGAAGCAAGAAAAAUUAGGACCAGAGUCACUUUGAUCCCACUUUUCCAGGAGAAAAACAACUUGUUUGGCCAGUGAGAACUACUUGUAUGAAAUAAUUUGGCCAAACCUGCAGUGUGACCAAACGUGAGACUGGGAGUUUAUUUUUCACAGGAACCCUAAGUACAGACCUCUGCUGCUCAUCAGGAAACUUACUGGAGAUCAAGGCCCCAGCUGCUGUCACUGGAUUUGGAAAGCACCUUAACUGAAUCAUGCAAGCAUCAGGACAUAAGCAGCACUUUGUGGUCAAAUGUGGAAGCCGGAGACUUCAAAGCACCUCUGGGACCCAUUGGAUGAAGCUUGCAAUAGAAACUUAAGUUUUCCCAAAUCCAUAAAGCCUUAGCCCUGGUUCUCAAUAGAAUCAUACAGGGACCUAGCAGGAAAUGAUUUUACUCAACCUAAAAUGCUGGAUUCCAGGCCCGUGUAGCUACAAGAAUUCUGGCCUGGAUCCCAGGUGUGCAACUAUGGACAAGACAUGGGCCUCUGUAGGCCUCAACCUUCUCCGCUAUAAAAUAAGGCUGGAUGAAAUGUCAGCUAGGGCUGUUUUGGCUGCUGAGGCUGUGGGAUUUGGUUUAGUUACUGAACGUUAGAUUUGCUGCCUAGGAAGAUAAGUAGAUAUAAGUGGUUGGAUCCUGCUUUUGUUUGUGGUACACAUGUCUUUCCGAGAGAGAUGUGUCACUAGCCCUGUCUUUAAAGAAACUAUUAUAUGUAUUCCUGGGACUCACUGACACCAAUUUUCUUUUUAUAGUGAUGGUUAAAUUUGGAAAAUAUGGCUUUUGUUUGAGGCCAGAAAAGGUGACCAGGAUCUUGUAUGAUGAAUUCCUUCCAUCCCUGAGACUCUGGUACUAUAUUGUAAACCUAGCUACAGUGGUUAAUUAGCUUAAAUUUUGGUCUCUGGGCCAGGUGUGGUGGCUCACGCCUGUAAGCCCAGUACUUUGGGAGGCCAAGGUGGGCGGAUCACAAGGUCAGGAGUUCAAGACCAGCCUGGCCAAGAUGGUGAAGCCCUAUCUGUACUAAAAAUACAAAAAUUAGCUGGGCGUGGUGACUGGUGCCUGCAGUCCCAGCUACUGGAGAGGCUGAGGCAGAAGAAUCACCUGAAUCCAGGAGGCAGAAGUGGCAGUGAGCCAAGAUUACGCCACUGCACUCUAGCCUAGGUGACAGAGCAAGACUCCACCUCAAAAAAAACAAAAAAAAAAAUUUUGGUCUCUGGAAAUGAACACAAGUGCAGAUUAUUGCUGGGUCACUUCUGGGCUCCCCCGCCCUCCCAGCCCCACUUGAGUUUCUCUCUUUGGUGUGGGUGAACCAGUCAGCCUGAAUGUUCUGCAUUUCAGCACUUUAGAACCUCCCUGCUAAGAUUUUAGUCUUAGCCCAAACAUCAAAUUAGAUGGUUCACAUGAUGGCUUUUGACCUAUUUCCUUUCUAAUGUAUUCCACAUGAUCAUGGUGUUAAAUAGUGAAAAGUACUGUGUGUUGUGUGUGCACCUCCUCCAUGCAUCUGUUAGACUAACCAGUCAAGGCGGACAGCUCAGUUAGGGAGAAAACAACACUCUGAAAUUUGAAGGCCAGUCUGUUGUUACUUAGCUGUUCAUCUCUACCACCUUUUUAAAUGUCUGGAGAAGUUGUUGGUGGAAAUUAAUUUACUUUACUUCAUUAAUAGCAAUUCUAGAGGAAGUUCUUUUCACCAUGGAUAGUAACCCUGGAUCCUCUAGGGUCCUGGCUGAGCUGGAAGUGCCAAAAAGCACUCCUGGCUGCUUCUAAUUCCAUCUGACGAUGAUGUGACCAGCACUGCUGAAAAGGCCCAAGUAGGGCAAGUGGGAUGGCUAAAGGAGGGGGUUCAGAACCUGGUGGCCUGGAUGGGAGAAUUGGGUGGAGGCUUUCCUAGGUCCCAAGAAGGAAGACAGAUAAACAAAACAAAAACUAGGUAAAGAGGAAUGAAUCACUCAGCCCUGUUGUUUCAAUUCUACACUGCAUUCCUGGCCAGUCGCAUUUGUUUUAAUGUAGGCAUGGCCAAAGCUCUCCUAGAGAAUUAUCUCGAAGACCAGAAGUGAUUUGGAGAGGCCUAUUUCUUAGGUUUUUCCAGUUGGACAAGGAAGGAGUGGUUUCACUCAGCUUCUAGGAGUUGGAGCCUAAGUUUAUCUGCCUCCAGGAGCUGCUUGCUUUGUUUUGGCUCCAAAGAGAUAUCAAAUAGUUUUGACACCUCAGGAAGCUUGAACCAAGCCGUAAAACCAAGACUUCCCUGGGUGAAAAUCAAGGUGGUCUCCUUGUGGCUUCACCAGGGUGUUUGCGUCACAUUGUCUCAGCAGGGUGGGGAAUGACCAGGGAGGGAGCACGGUGAGCCUUACUCAGCACUGGGGAGCACACUGGUGAGGCAAACACAUGAACCUCAAGAACUGGGAAUAUGUUCCUUCAGGGAGAAGUUAUGGCCCAUUGCACAAACACUUGGAAAUUAACUUUUCCCUAAAUUCAAGGUAGCGUGGUGUCGGAAGGAAAUGGGACAGUAAAUUAGGAGACGCAGGCUCCAUCUUUACCUUACUACGUGCCCUUGGGUGAGCUGCUUAACAUCCCUGAGUGAUUCUGUGAUAGAGAUCUAUACUCCAAACUUUAUUCCUGAUAUCUGGUUGGCUUCACUGCCACAGAGACACUGUACUCUCUCUUUGUAGAAGCUUUUUUCCUUUUUUUCCCCCCUCAAUUGGCUUGUUAUUUAGGAAAUUUAGGUCUGAAUGAAUUGGUACCUAAAAGCUUCCAAAUGUAUCUAUACAUUUCAGAAUAUGGGAAUUUUCUUCCUCUUCUUCCCCCAUAUCCCAACAUGGAAUUCUGGAAAAUUGUGCCUCUUCCCCUGUUCUCCCUUCAUGGGGGAGAGACUGGAUGAAAUCUACAGAAACAGCCAAAAGUGCCACCCUGGCUUCAUGUCUUGAGUUUCCAACUUGCUCUUGGCAAAGGUUGCUUUAUUUUUUAAUUUUUUUUCCUUGCAUUUUCUUUUUUAUUCUAUUGCUGCUGCAAAAAUUAAGGCAAAAGUAGCUUUAGAUCUUUCAUAUUUCAUCCUGGUUUCACAAGGAGUCACUUACUUAGGAGAUCUAUAAGUCAGGUUACAAGACCGGGCGGGGUGGCUCACACCUGUAAUCCCAACACUUUGGGAGGCCAAGGCAGGUGGAUCACCUUAAGUCAGGAGUUUGAGACCAGCCUGGCCAACAUGGUAAAACCCCGUCUCUACUAAAAAUACAAAAAAAUCAGCUGAGCAUGGUGGCGGGCGCCUGUAAUCCCAGCUAUUUGGGAGGCAGAGGCAAGAGAAUCACUUAAACCCAGGUGGCGGAGGUUGCAGUGAGCCAAGAUCGUGCCACUGCACUCCAGCCUGGAUGACAAGUGAAACUCCAUCUCAAAAAAAAAUAAAUAAAAGUAAAAAUUUUAAAAUCAGGUUACAAAACACAAUUUUCCCAGAAAUAUGACAGUAAGAGGCAUUUCUCUAAAUACUGUUUGACUCUCAGAUCAAUCAUGGGAUUUUUUUUCAUUUGGGUAGCAAAAGCUAGAGUACUGCUGUGGUGAUUAUAAUACCUUUUAAAAGUUUUACCAUUUUAAAGUUGCCAACAUUUAAGGUUUUCCUUUGAAGCCUCGUUUAAUUUAGGUAGUAAAAUGUUAGCUAAACCGAUUAUAUACUAUAUACCAUAUCUCCUGUGGCCAUGAGAGGUGUGGAGAUACCGAACAGAAACAUGUCUACUGUUCAGGAAAGAUGUUGGUUCUGGUAACACCUCUCCGUAUUGGGAUCUGUUAAUUUUGUAAAUCUAAAUUCUUCUGCUCUUGGCCAGGUCUGGUAGCUCAUGCCCUGUAAUCCCAGAACUUUGGGAGGCUGAAGGGGGCGUAUCAUUUGAGGUCAGGAGUUUGAGACCAGCCUGGCCAACAUAGUGAAACCCCAUCUCUACUAAAAAGUACAAAAAUUAGCUGGGUGUGGUGGUGCGUGCCUGUAAUCCCAGCUACUUGGGAGGCUGAGGCAGGAGAGUCACUUGAACCUGGGAGGCAGCAAUUACAGUAAGCCAAGAUGGUGCCAAUGCACCCCAGCCUGGGUGACAAAGCAAUACUCCGUCUCAAAUAAAUAAAUUCAUUCUUCUGCUCUUCUAACUUGGAGAAAUGGUUUGCUUAAAAUGCUAGUAACAAACAUCAGAACCAAUAGGAGCUUGGUUCAUGGAAAGGAUCAAUGUGAUUUGUGGAUGGAGAUGCUAGUGAUGAAACUCCUGCUUCAUGAAGCUGUUUUUCAUCUCACUGGGCAGCAGGUUUAGUGAGGCAGUGAGAUGCUGCUGCUGUGGAUUCUUGUGGCUAUGCCUCAGCUUCUUGGCCUAUCAGGUAGGAACUUGUUACAAGUGAAAUAUCUGAAACCUCUCUGACCAAAAGCCUCUGAUGGAAUGGGAGGUGAGCUGAUUUUCUGACCAGCUUGGGGCACCGUUUCAGCCACUGGUCACAUUCCUUGCUUCAAACUGAAAUUCAGUUUGGCUUUGAGCAUAGGGAUACAUUGUGGAUUCAUGUACUUCAGUGUUUGUUUUGACCAAAGUUUAUUUUUCUAAGUGCAUUUUCUAAGUCAAAGUGGUGAAAAUAGGUAAUUUUAGUAUGCAUGACUGGGUCUGAAACAAUAAAAAUCUCUGAAAAGUUAAAUGUG
Rhinopithecus roxellana (golden snub-nosed monkey) is the source of this 6649-nucleotide messenger RNA. It is a transcript of the gene TTPAL, whose product is annotated as alpha tocopherol transfer protein like. Lineage: Eukaryota; Metazoa; Chordata; Mammalia; Primates; Cercopithecidae. The transcript is spliced from 5 exons. The record is from RefSeq and is a predicted model, not a curated record. Bases 624 to 1652 code for a protein of 342 amino acids. Gene Ontology annotation, cellular component: membrane. Gene Ontology annotation, molecular function: phosphatidylinositol bisphosphate binding.